AGUUUUGUUACCACAAAAUAUGGUUGCUAUGUUCUUGGAAUCCCUAUUAUUCUUUUUGUAUCUCCUAUCCUCCGGUGAGAGCACGACGAAUCACACGCUUGUUAUGAUAUCUCAUCGUGGAGUCCCUCUUGAUGUUCGUCAUGUACCGAAGAUGAUGGCGCAAGCCGUCGCUGCCACUGAUGGGAGGACACGCUUCCUCAGCGAAGGUGACAGUCGGUGUGAACGAUGCCUUGCACAGGACGGUCUGGUCCGCGACCUGUCGGCCCUAGGAGUCCAGAUUGUGGAUUCGAAGUGCGAAGCGAGUCCCAGGCAGAUGAAGGAUUAUCUGCUGAAGGCCAAGGGCAUGCUCGGCAUUGAGGUGGACUGUGAGCCCGACUUUGACGUUUCUAUUGCCCCUCUCGCCGGGAGGAGCACAGUUGCAGAAGGACAAGUAGCCCGUUGUACCGGCGGUAAUCCUCUUCUCGGCACCAAUGACCCCGGCUCUUCGUGUCAGGGUAACCUCGAGAUCAUUAGAUUCAGAGGUGCUCAGGAAGCAGUUCGCUCAGUCAGCCGAGGCUUGCGAAACGUCGUAUUGGCAAUCGUGGACAGCGGAGUUGAUGUAUCCCAUCCGGAUCUGAUCAAUCAGUUCUGGAAAAAUCCAGACGAUGGUUCUAUCGGGUUCAACUUCCUGGAUGAUAAUACCAACGUUACUGAUGAGAACGGCCACGGCACUCACUGUGCUGGAAUAGCUGGCGCUCAGACUAAUAACAGCCUUGGUAUCGCUGGUGUUGCAGACGUGAAACUCAUGAUCCUGAAAUUUGUAGGUAGUGAUAGGACAGGUCCUCUCAGUGGCGCAUUGAAGGCUCUCGAUUAUGCAGUCGGGAUGGGUGCUGCAGUGUCCUCACAUUCGUAUGGCGGUAAUGUGCCAAGCCGGAUCUUCGAAAAUGCAAUCCGGAAUGCUGCUAACGCUGGCCAUAUUGUGGUUGCUGCUUCUGGGAAUGAAGGAAUGAACCUGGACGAGACCCCAACCUAUCCUUGCUCGUACUCAAGGUCGAUUCCUUCUAUGCUCUGUGUUGGCGCGAGUUCUUCGACACCGACCUCGCCUGUAUCUCUCGCCUCCUUCUCGAACAUCGGUUCUGUGGUUAAUAUUGUCGCCCCUGGCGUGAAUAUCCUUUCGACGUACCUCUCGGGUUCGUACGCUUUUCUCAGUGGUACAUCGAUGGCUACGCCUCAAGUUGCGGGUGUUGCGGCCGUGCUUGCCACAUUAGGCUUGGCAGGGCAGAGCAUCACUGAUUCUAUAACACGGUCUCGAACUGCUAGUCUUGAAAAUCCGCUCUCUCUGCAAAAUUUAGGGGAAUUGGAUGCGUUGAACGCAGUCAAUGAAGGCCUUGAUCAGCCGACAUCCCCCCCUAGGCAGCCAUCAAGCACAAGACUCUCAUCUUCGGUUUGUUUGUGGAGCGUUGGACUUUUGUUUGCUAUUAUAACCGGACAUUCUGCUUUCUAGCAAUUUAUCCAUUCGUUUGCACUUAUCACUAACCCGUUAUCCAUCACACUUCUAAGGA
Messenger RNA from Perkinsus marinus ATCC 50983, 1541 nucleotides. RefSeq names its product protease, putative. The record is from RefSeq and is a predicted model, not a curated record. Gene Ontology annotation, molecular function: serine-type endopeptidase activity. Lineage: Eukaryota; Perkinsozoa; Perkinsida; Perkinsidae. The transcript has a single exon. The coding region runs from base 20 to 1483 and encodes 487 amino acids. Gene Ontology annotation, biological process: proteolysis.